UCCUUCCUUUACACUUUCCUCUUUCACUUUCAUUUCUAGGUUACUCUCUCUGUCUCUCAUUUUUUUUGUUACGUUUCAUUUUCAUCACCUGCUUCAAAAAGACCACUACCAUCAUCUUCAUCAUAUAUAUUGUUAAUGGGUUCUAUGGGGUGUGAAUGCUAGUGUUGAAGAAUAGAAUGGAUUUUAAGGGUUCUGAUAACUCAGAGUUUUGUGGUGUUGGUGAGAAAAGUAUAUGGCAUCCAGUUUCUUAUGACGACGCAGAUUAUGAUGAUGAUGUUCCUUUGUCAAGAAGGUUAUCCAUAUGGCAUCCAGUUUCUUAUGACGACGCAGAUUAUGAUGAUGAUGUUCCUUUGUCAAGAAGGUUAUCCCAUAUGUCGAAUUUGGUAACACGGUUUAGUAACCGUGAUAUUCCUCUUAAGAAGAGGCGUACUGCUACAAUGCCAUUGUCAGUCAAGAGGCCAUUUUACAACAGCAGUUCCUUGAAUGAUUCUGUUGAGAAAUCAAAGGCAUCGCAGUAUGGUAAUCAAGAUAAAGAAAAAGAUGAUGCUCCUUUGAGUCGGGACUUUGUGUCAUCGAAGAUGAAGAAGCAAUUUGAAGAGCGGGUUAGGGAUCUUCAGUUAAAAGAGAAAAGGUGUGCAGAACGAGCGGUGGAGCUUGAGGCCAAGGAGAAGCUCUUUGAAGGCCGUGUAAAGGAGCUCAAGUUAAAAGAGAAUCGGCUCAAAGGUGAAGUGAAGGAGUUUGAAUUGAAGUUGGAGAAAUUUCAUUGGCAAACGAAGGAGCUUGAAUCUAAAAAGAAGAAUUUUGAUAGCCGGGUGAAGGAGCUGAAUUCAAAAGAGAGGCAAUUUAAAGGAUGGGUGAAGCAGUUAGAGUUAAAAGAGGAACAAUUCAAAGGCCAAGUGAAGGAGCUUGAAUUAGAAAAGAAGCAAUUCGAAGAGCAAUUGAAGGAUAUCCGAUCAAAAGAAAAGCUGGUUGAAGUCCAAGUGAAGGAGUUUGACGGCCGAGGAAAGGAAUUUGAAUCAAAAGAGGAUGGAUUCAAUGCUCGAAAGCAGAAGCUCAAGGGUUUUGUAAGCCAAAUGGAAGAUUUGAAAUCAGAAGAGAAACAUUUUGAAGGACGAGGGAAAGAGCUCAAGUCAAACGAUAAGAUGUUCAAAGUAGAUGCGAAGGUGCUCAAUCCAAAAGAGAAGCAGACAAAGUCAAAUAAAUUCGAUGAAGAAACAGAAUUGGUUACAUCAUACAUAGGUAAUCAAUUAAGUCCCGACAUUGAUGAAAGAAGUUUGAUGUUGCUCUCAUGUGAGCAAACUGAUGAGCUUGAGUUGUUUGAUGAUGACAUUCUUGGUAAUCUUCAAGGAUCAUCAGAUCCAUCAAAAGUUGUUUUGGAUAUAAUACAGAACCCGAUUAUUAAAAAGUGUAAGAUAGGAGACGAUGCUGUAAUUAUUGAUGAUAGCCACAUUCUUCUGCUCAAGGAACUGAGGAAAAUCUCACUAGAUAUUAAACCUCAUGUAAAAGAAGAAGCAAUGAAGCUAGCACUUGAUUUGAAAGCCAAUAUAAGUCAAAACACAGAAAAUUCAGCGGCGAUUCUAGGUUUUCUACUCCUUCUGUCAAUUUAUGGGCUGGGUCCAUCUUUCAAUGAAGAUGAUGUUUUAAAGCUUUUUGGACUUGUUUCUCAGCACGACAUAGCUGUAGAGCUGUUUGGGGCCUUGGGAUUUGCAAAUAAAAUAUCUGAUUUUGUACAGAGUCUUAUCAAGAGACAGCAAUAUGAUGAAGCUGUUAGAUUCAGUUGUGCAUAUAACUUCAGCAACAAUACUCAGCUAGUUGAUAUCUUUCAAGAACAUGUGCAGAAUCUAAAUUUAAUCUUUGAGAGCAGUUGCAAGGAAGCCAACUCCAUUGAAAUUAAGGAUAAAGCCUGAGAUCAAGAGAUUGCUAGUCUCGGAGCUGUUCUACAAUGUAUAGGUGAUAACAAGCUAGAAUCUGAGAAUCAACUUAACAAGAUUCACGGUGGCAUUAAUGAGCUACUGGAACCAGUGAGUGCCAUACUACAAAUACGCAACAACCUAAUGUGUAGAUAUGUGGUAGCGAAAACGCUAACAUGUUUCCUUGUAAAUGAAUAACAGGAUUCUUUUAGUGUAUUACUCUAUGUAGAAUGUCUAAUUAGAAAGAAUGGAAACUCAUGAUAAAUUGACAGGGUCAACUCUAUCUUUGAUAUGUAGAAACAUUUUCAUGUAGAAACUGACUAUAUGGUCUCCAUGCCAUGACACACUUUGGUUCAGUGUUCAUGUAAUUAACCUCAUACACUUGAUGCAACGCAUUUUCAUAAA
Molecule: messenger RNA, 2315 nt
Organism: Medicago truncatula (barrel medic)
Lineage: Eukaryota; Viridiplantae; Streptophyta; Magnoliopsida; Fabales; Fabaceae
Product: myosin-13
Exons: 5
Coding region: 156-1907 (583 amino acids)
Source: RefSeq, a predicted model, not a curated record